GAAAAAAGAAUAAAAAUAUUUUGGUCAGUUUACUAAAAAAUUUUAUUUCAGUAUGUUCUCCCUUCUCAUCGUCCUCAAAUCCUACAGUGCUCUCGUUGUCAUCACCGUUUUGGCCAUGCGCUCCGCCACAACCACAUCUCCGCAAUCUGUGUUAUAUCCGAGCAAGCAUCAUGGGCGUAGAUAUUGGCAUAAAAGAGCGAAGCAUUGCAUCGAUGUAGGGGCGGGUGGAAAGAAGGAGAAGGGAAAGGAAGUGGGAAGAGAAGGAAAUAAAGAAACAACAAGAAAAAGGGAGAUGAAUCAUGAAUCAGGAUCGAAAGAAGAAAACGAAAAAAAAAAGGAUAGAGAAAAGAAUAAAGGAUUUCUAAGAUCGUGGAGGUGCGACGAGGUGAAGUGUAAUGGAUUUGGAGUCGAUGAGGGUGGAGUCGAUGAGGGGGGGAAAAGCGGUGAGUGCAGGGGAAUCCGUACGGCAUUAAUGUGUUACGAAGGAGAAGCUCAACGCCGGGGGAAAAGCGGUGAGUGCAGGGGAAUCUGUACGGCAUUAAUGUGGUCGUUACGAAGGAGAAGCUCAACGCCGACGGUGAAGGCGACGCGAAUAACGGGAAUCACCUUUGCGAUCUCAGCAGCGCAAGUUGCUUAUGAAGUAGUAACUCUAUUACCACUUCUUUCAUUAUUGCUACGUAUAAUUUAUUUGCUAUUAUAAAUUUUGCUAU
This is a messenger RNA of Ananas comosus (pineapple), 710 nucleotides long. RefSeq lists its product as uncharacterized. The coding region runs from base 53 to 700 and encodes 215 amino acids. The record is from RefSeq and is a predicted model, not a curated record. The transcript has 2 exons. Lineage: Eukaryota; Viridiplantae; Streptophyta; Magnoliopsida; Poales; Bromeliaceae.